Messenger RNA from Phytophthora infestans T30-4, 207 nucleotides. RefSeq lists its product as uncharacterized. Bases 1 to 207 code for a protein of 68 amino acids. The transcript has 3 exons. NCBI's taxonomy places the organism in Eukaryota, Oomycota, Peronosporomycetes, Peronosporales, Peronosporaceae. The record is from RefSeq and is a predicted model, not a curated record.
AUGAUGUACAAGCCACACACACCCAUGGAGCUCGGCGACGCCGUGCUGGGUCAGAUCACCCUGGCGCUUGUGUUUGUGCUCGACCACAUGAUUCCCGCAGUGCACAAAAUCGUCAGCUGGGAUACAGACGACGUUGAUCUGGGCCCGAUCAUCCCGAAGGCCAAACACUUGUAUAAGCAACCAGAGUGCGUUAUUGUGACCGACUGA